Molecule: messenger RNA, 1326 nt
Organism: Aspergillus luchuensis
Lineage: Eukaryota; Fungi; Ascomycota; Eurotiomycetes; Eurotiales; Aspergillaceae
Product: NAD(P)/FAD-dependent oxidoreductase
Exons: 3
Coding region: 1-1326 (441 amino acids)
Molecular function (GO): L-pipecolate oxidase activity; proline dehydrogenase activity; flavin adenine dinucleotide binding
Source: RefSeq, a predicted model, not a curated record
AUGACUCUCCCCGCCAACAUUCUUAUUGUCGGCGGAGGGGUCUUCGGCCUAUCUACUGCGCUCUCCCUCUCGCACCGUCAUCCCAACUCUCAGAUUACCCUCCUGGAAGCCUCCCCAAUAAUCCCCAACCCGCACGGCUCAUCCGUCGACUCCUCCCGUAUUGUUCGUGCCGACUACUCCCAACCUCACUACGCCAAACUCGCCGCCGAAGCCCUUGAUCUCUGGCGCAACACCGAGUGGGGUAAAGAAGGCCGAUACACCCAGAACGGUCUUCUCCUGGUCUAUCCCCCCGGUAGUACCAAUGCCCGCGACUACGCCAACAAGAGCUACGAAAACGUCAAGCAAAUCCCCGGCCAGGAUGUCGAACUCCUCCCCACUCGUGAGGAGGUCGCGCGAGUCGCCCCGGCCUACGGAGUGAACCGCAGCGUUGCAGGUGGCUACGUGAACUGGGGCUCAGGCUGGUCCGACGCCGAAGCGGGUGUCCGGUACACCAAGCAGCGUCUGGACCAGGAAGGAAAGGUCAUCUUUAAGACUGGCGACGUGAGCAGUCUCCGAUACAUCAACGACAAGACCAACAGAGUCACUGGCGUCAACCUUGCCGACGGAUCAUCCCUGACAGCCGACCUUGUCGUCCUCGCAACAGGAGCCUGGACCGCCAAGCUCGUCGAUCUACGCGGUCGAACCGUCCAGACCGGUCAAGCAAUCGCAUACAUUCGCAUCUCGGACGAAGAACAGAAGCGUUUCGAGCAUAUGCCUACGAUUCUCAACUUCGCGACGGGCAUCUUCAUCAUCCCGCCGCGCAACAACAUGCUCAAGAUUGCCCGACAUGCUUACGGUUACGUUAAUCCUGUCCAGGUCCCGGUUCCUGGCACCACCCAGGAAGAGGGACAGAACAUGCAAGUCAGUCUGCCAGAGAAGGGAGUGCCUAUUCCUGCCGAAGGCGAAAAGGCAUUCCGGGAAGCUUUGAAGGAGUUGAUUCCCUCCUUUGCGGACCGGCCAUUCGCUGAGACUCGCGUUUGCUGGUACACUGAUACCCCCAACGGCGACUUCAUCAUAACAUACCACCCCGACCAUCCUGGCCUCUUCCUCGCUACGGGCGGCAGCGGCCACGGAUACAAGUUCCUCCCCGUGCUGGGCGACAAGAUCGUCGACGCACUGGAAGGUAAGCUGGAUCCUGCGCUGCAGGACUUGUGGAAGUGGCCCGCGGCAGUGUCGGAGAGUCAAUUCGAUGGAACCGAGGAUGGCAGUCGUUCCGGACCGAAGGGGUUGCGGUUGAUGGACGAGUUGUUGAAGACGAGAAAGGCGAAGAGGGGUAGCUUGUUGUGA